Molecule: messenger RNA, 941 nt
Organism: Notechis scutatus (mainland tiger snake)
Lineage: Eukaryota; Metazoa; Chordata; Lepidosauria; Squamata; Elapidae
Source: RefSeq, a predicted model, not a curated record
CAGACUGAGAUUUGACAGAAGGUCCUAUAAUUAUAAGCUAAUUAUAAGGCUUUUAUUUGUUCUUAAAGGAAAAGGUGGAUCCAGAAAUGACUGCGAAGAGACUUACUGCGGACCUUACCCCGAAUCUGAACCAGAAGUAAAAGCCGUGGUUAAUUUUCUCAGAAAGCGCAAGGAUCGUAUUAAAGCAUACCUAACAAUGCACUCUUACUCCCAGAUGGUUCUGUUUCCAUAUUCAUAUACUAAAAAUAUAUCUAAAGAUCAUGAUGAGCUGCAACUGGUGGCAAACCAAGUGACGGGUGCUAUUAGAAACGCCUACCACAACCGCUACGUGGCAGGCUCUGGUGCACAGACAAUCUAUUUGGCCCCAGGUGGUUCGGAUGACUGGGCUUACGACCAAGGUAUUAAGUAUUCUUUUACUUUUGAGCUUCGGGACAAAGGAAGAUAUGGAUUCUUACUUCCUCAGCAUCUCAUUAAGCCAACCUGCUACGAAGCAAUCACCGGAAUCAAAAUCAUAGCUUCACAUGUGAUUAACAAUAUGUAAACCAUGCCAUCCCAUUUUGGCAUUAUGCAGCACAGCAUUACACACAGACCGCUUCAUUCAUGCUGUUUUGCUAUUUUAAUUUCAAAUGGGACUUACUUUCCAUCUUAUUUUUCUGUGAUAAACAGUAUGGAUAAUGAGGCUGCUCAAACCUGAUUCUGAAGAAUGGCUUUAUGAACACAGCAUUGCUCAGCUGCUGUUUAAAAGCAUUUGCAACUUUUUUCCCCCCAUACAAACCUGAAGAAGGGUGCUACUGCUUUAAAAGUCAAUUGGAACUCUUAAAGUAGCUGCAUGGGGGCCGGGGGGGGGGGGGUUUGCUAAGCUGGAAGCCUAAAAAAAACGUGGCUGCUUUAAUGAGUAGCAAAGUAGUGCUAUCCUUAUGCAAGGUUCAAAACCUUUCUUU